ACAGAUCCUUGCUCUUUGACUAAAUGAGUUAAGGGAGUGUUCAAGAGCACCAGUUUGUAACGUGUCUGUAUACCAUGAUUUCCUGAACACAGUAGUCUUCUGGGGAAGUUCAGAACUCCUAAACAAGCUGAAUACAGAUCCUUCACUUCCUUGGGUGAAUGCUCAAGCUGCUGAGACCAGCUUCUCUUCUGGAGGUUUUUUUUAACUAUCAACAAGUACACAAGAACCACAAGAACAUUAUUAAGCUCAGUAUUUCCAAAAAAAAAUUCACUGAGGAUCCUGCUGCUGUGAGAAGAAAUCUUUAAAAUCAGGCAGAAAUGAAGAACUUGUUCCUUCUGCUCCUGUUAGCGAUGAUGUCACCUUCUGCAUUUUCAGGCCACAAGAUGAAACGGCAGGUUGAUGUUUGGGGGAGCUGGGGUGAGUGGGGCAAGUGCAGUCGGAGCUGUGGUGGUGGAGUCAGCUUUCGGCAACGGCACUGCUAUUCCCAAAGGACAGAAGGCCCUUCCAGUUGUGUUGGACCAACUCGAAGCUAUCGGUCAUGCAAUAUUCAGAGCUGCCCAGAAGGCUCCCGGGAUUUUCGGGCAGAGCAAUGUGCAGAGUUUGAUGGGACAGAAUUCCAAGGAAAGAAAUACAAGUGGCUUCCAUAUUAUGGAGCACCUAAUAAGUGUGAGUUAAACUGUAUACCCAAGGGAGAAAACUUCUACUAUAGGCACAAGGAAGCAGUGGUAGAUGGGACUACCUGUGAACCUGGCAAGCGGGACAUCUGUGUAGAGGGAGUUUGUCAGGCUGUUGGCUGUGAUAACAUGCUGGAAUCUCCCAAGAAGGAGGACAAGUGCCUGCAGUGUGGAGGAGAUGGCAGCACCUGCUAUGGUGUGAAGGGUACUUUUGAUGUGCCUAGCCUCCCCAAAGGUUACAAUCAAAUCUUCAUCAUCCCUGUGGGAGCCACAAGCAUCCGAAUUAAGGAGGUUAUGCCCAGCAGGAACUUCCUCGCUGUCAAGAACGUGCGAGGGGAGUAUUACCUGAACGGGCACUGGACAAUCGACUUCAGCCGAGCACUGCAGGUAGCUAGCACGGUUAUGCACUAUGACCGUGGCUCAGAGGGUGACCUGGCCCCAGAGCUCCUCCAUGCCCAGGGUCCCACCACAGAACCCCUCAUCAUUGAGCUCAUCAGCCAGGAGCCAAACCCAGGGGUACAGUACGAGUACUACCUGCCCGUGCAAGGGCAGGCGGCGGGUUACAGCUGGAGCUAUGGUUCCUGGAGCGAGUGCAGCUCCGAGUGCGGAGGAGGUUUCCAGUCUCGCUUGGUGUUUUGUACCAUAGACAAUGAAAUUUAUCCAGAUUAUAUGUGUAGGGGUAAACCACAACCAGACAAUAACCGGACAUGUGGCCAUCAGACCUGUCCCCAGACCAAACGGACUUCUUACAUCUAUCUGCCACGAGCCUGGAGUCACAGUGGAGCAUGGAGCUCUCAGAUGAAGAGGUGGAAGACAGGGGAGUGGGGACCCUGCUCAGCUACCUGUGGUGGGGGCACCCAGACUCGCUCCGUUUAUUGUGUGGCAUUUGAUGGUCAGAGCUCCCGAGGGGUGGUGGAUGACGCUGAGUGCAUGGCCUUCGCACAGCAGCCGCGCAGCAGUCAGCCCUGCAACAUGAGGCAGUGUGCGAGCUGGACCCCAGGGCCCUGGUCAGAGUGCUCAGCCAGCUGUGGGGAAGGGGUUCAGACCCGGACAGUCACCUGCAGAACGCAGCAGGGCUCUCAGGCUCAGGACUUCGCUUGCCUAAUGGAGCCAAAGCCAUCAGCCACCCAGCCCUGCCUUAAGGAGAACUGCAUCCAGGAAAUCGGCUGGCAUGUUGGAGACUGGGGCCUGUGUUCAAAGAGCUGCAAUUCAGGCAUUCGGACACGCCAAGUCAUCUGUGCUGACGGCGACUCCAGAUUCUACAGUCUUGAGACAUGCAAAGCCAUCCAGCCACAGAAACCAGCCACCCUGGGUAGCUGCAACAUGCAGCCCUGCUACCUGCCACAGCAGGUCCCCAGUAUGCAGGACACUAUGGGAUAUGAUGUCACCCGCCAAUCCUUGCUGACACGUUACAACCCAAACAGCCCUGCCACAGGAGUUCUGCCCCUGGAUUCUGGUGAUGAAAGGAUGUUCCCUGGGAGCUCCAUGAUCCAUAGUACCUCUGGGAAUCACCACACCCCAUCCACCAAGGACCGUGGAAUCAACUUGUUGACUGUUCGCUGGGAAUCACCGUCACGCUCAUCGGGUUCUCAUCAGCUCAGCUCCUCUCAGCACCCCGCUGCAGGGACUGGCUCUCAGGACUGUCAUCAAAGCCCGCAUGGCUGCUGUCCAGACGGGCACACUCUGGCUUCGGGCCCUCUGGGGAGAGGUUGCCCCUUCAGCACCUGCCACCAAAACAGGUAUGGAUGCUGUCCUGAUGGAGUAUCGGCUGCCCAGGGUCCAAACAACAUGGGAUGCCCACAAAAUUACCGUGACAUUCAAGUGAGCAGAAAUCAGCCCGCUGCAGCCACUCUAACAGCAAGCCAAGCCUUGUCCCAGCAGCACCCCUCGGGUGAGUGCCGCAGUUCCGUGUACGGCUGCUGUUUUGACAAUGUCGCUUCAGCUUCAGGCCCUCAAGGGGAAGGAUGUCUCAAUAGGCCCGACUACCCGUAUCCUGUCAUAUGCCUGCUACCCAGUGCCCAUGGCCCCUGCACGAACUGGACCACUCGCUGGUACUUCGUCACUGCCGUUGGCAAGUGCAACCGGUUUUGGUAUGGUGGCUGUCACGGCAAUAAAAACAGCUUUGUCUCAGAGGAGGAGUGCAUUGGAGCGUGCCACAAUUCUGUGAGCAUCGGUUCUCUGGAGCACCAGCCCUCUUCUGGCACAGGAACGCUGCAACGCCAGCACGCUGGCUCCCACUCUCAUACAGGGGAUACUCAGGGUCAGCAGCAGCCACCCCCAAGAGAGUCUGCAAGUCACAGCCAAGAAGGAAGAGCCUACGGGGCUUCACUCCCCACACAAGACAGACACAGACAGCACAGCUGGAGAAGUGAGGUGUUGCCAGAGUCUUUGGCAAGGACUGGUGUGCAGGAGAGCCAGCACCGGGGCACCCAGCAAAGCAGACUGGACAGCCUGAGCCACCUGCACUUGCGGGAAACAGCAGUGCCAAGGCAGAGUAGCAGCAGCCAGCAGUUGCUGCCCCAUGAAGGCACGCAGUGGCACAAGGCUUUUGGAGCAGGUGUUUCCCUGACGGAGGGAUUUGAGCACCAGGCACCUGCAGACUUGUUUCCAGCACAGGCUCUGCACAGAACCAUCCUGGAGGAAGCCAAGCCUUCUCUUGUGACAGCAGUCGUGGGACAAAACCUCCAGCUGGUCUGCAAGACAGGCAUGUCCCCCUUCUCCAGAGUGGAGUGGGUGAAGGAUGGCCGGCCAGUCUCCUCUGACAGGCACACCUACCAGUCUGACAGCUCCUUAGUGAUCAGCCACGUCAAGCCUGAGGAUGCUGGAACUUACACAUGCCUCAUUUCUGACGGGAGGACAGAGAGACGACAGAUUCAGUUACAGAUCAUAGAGUAUCAGAGAACUGUUCUGGCAGAGGGUGAGAGAGGUCGGGUCCUUCACAAGGAAAAUCAGCAGCAUCGAGAGCUAUCCAGAGGCAGGAAGGUUGUGCAGGCAGCUGGUUCCUCUGUGCAGCAACAAUUCACAUACAGAUUGAGAAUGGAUAAGAGUGAGCCCUCAGUAGUGGAGGCCAACGUCGGGGAGAGAGUCAGACUGCCCUGCACAGUGGAAGCAUCACCAGCUCUUACCAUUGAGUGGCAGAAAGAUGGGCAGCCCCUCUCCUCUCCCAGGCACAGGCAGCAGUCGGAUGGGGCCCUGGUGAUCAGCCGGGUCAGCUCUGAAGACACUGGCUUCUUUACCUGCAUUGCCUCAAAUGGACGUGACCAGGACCAGCGCCAGGUCCUGUUCCGACCUCUGGGAGAGCUGAAGAUCACUGGUCUGCUGCCAAGCAUCACGGUACCUGAGGGAGGGACUGCUCAGCUUCACUGUGCAGUGUCUGGCAACAACGUGAAUAUAAGGUGGUCAAGGAAUGGAGUCCCCAUGCGGGCAGAUGGCCACCGCAUUCACCUGUCCCAGGAUGGAAGCCUGAUGAUAAGCAACGUUCAGGAGGCUGACGAGGGAUCCUACAUAUGCAGCGCCUACAGCAGCAGCAAUUCUGUCAGUGCCAGCACGGAGGUGAAAGUGCUGAGGAACAGGCUGAGCACUACUGUGAAUUACGUCGCUGACCCGAGCAGGGAGUGCGUGGACCAGCCACACCUCGCCAACUGUGAGCUGAUCCUGCAGGCCCAGCUCUGCAGCAAUGGGUACUACUCCAGCUUCUGCUGCGCCAGCUGCGCUCGGUACCAGCCGCAGGCCAGCCCUCCGCGGCACCGCGGGUGACAGGCGCCUCCGUGGCCGCAUGAAAACACAGGUGACCGAUGAUAAGACUGCAAGUCUGAACUCUGUCCUUCUACUGCAUGAAACUGUUCUGGCAGCUCUGCCCUGCUGGAAAGCUGAAGAGGGUGAAUUGAACAGAGUGUAGUGGGUGUAACUGUUCAAAGGUGGGAGACCCACCACCCUCAGGUUUAUUGCAAACUCCUUUCCCCUCCUCCCCCCACCCGCCUAUGCCUGGCUGUAGCUAAUCCAUCUCUGCACUUAAGUGUAGUUGCUGUCACUCACAGAACAGGAUAAUUGGGAAUUUAAGGAUGCUGUGACUUUAGAGAAGGCAGAAAACCAGCGUGAAAGAGGGAGAGAGCACUGCUUCAUACAGGCAAGAGAGAGAAGUACUGUUAAAAAAAAUAAUCUCUGAAGUGUUUGAAGAUGGGCCUGAACGGUCUUAACUAAAGCACUAAUGAGUAAUCCUGGGGAGCACUUUCCAUCACCACCAGCGCUCGCUGGUUUGGACUCUAAAUGCAGUUAAAUCGGUUCCGAUGCACCUAAAAAUAAGAAUCACUAACCUAAUGAUUGCACUCUUUUCAGCACAGGUAUGGCUUCAGGAUUGGACACAGUGCUUUAAGGUGUGAACAAACUGAAAAGUCUAGAAGCAGUCCAGUAAGGGAGUGAGAGGCGACAGUCAUGCAGCUAUUUGGGGGUGGGUCUUUCUGUGGUCCAUUGAUUCUGCUUGCUAGAAAAGACAAAAAAUCUUGUUUUGCAAUUAAGACCCUUUCAUUUGAUUAGGGAAAACUUCCUCUGCUGUAACUCACGAGGUAUGAAGAGUGUAAGGUUUGAAGUUGACAUCAUUGGAUACUUAUGAACAAUAAGAUGGUCCUGAAAACUUCUAAUUGUGUUUGUACAUAAUUUUGCAUUUAGCAUCUCUGACCAGCGCAGUGUUUUGGUUUUUUCUGGGGGACACACAGGGUGUUUUAGUAUAUAGUAUGACUUUGCAUUUUGAGACAAGGGAUUAAUCACAGACUGUAAAUUCCAGUCUUAGUGAAGCCCUCUCAGUUCACAUGGGGCAGACAGAGGGUGGUCAAGGUCUGUGGACCUACUGAGGAGCAGAGUCAGAAGCUGAUCGUGGUUGUAUCAAGAAUAAGCAGUCAGUUCUAUAACAUUCCUUCCUACUAUGUCAGGGGGUCUAUUUUCAGAACAUUUAAAUAGUCUUUGUAGUCAGCUUUCAUUUAAGCUGUGUGGUUGUAGAUGAUGUGGCCAGGGAGUGUUUUCUCAAGGCUCAUGAGGGCUGUAACAGCCACCUGUGUUCUGAGGGGCAGGACCGUGACCCUGAGGGUGCUUCUGUUAAGUGGGCGUUUAUUCUGACCCCCUUUCAGCUGCACAACCGUGGUAGUAAGGAUGGUAGCGGAAGGCAUGCGGUUCACUGCUUUAAGUACGUCAUUGUUGUAAUAGCUAACUACAGGGCCUUUUUACGUUUCUUCUGUUUGUUAAGUUGAGCUUUUCCCUCUAUAGAGUAACACAACUGCCUAACUGAAUGUUUACUACUUUGAUUUGGGAAUCAAGGGUUUUUUUCUUCCCUAAACAAUGGAUUGGGGGAAGGUCGUGUCUCCUUUACUGUGAUCUC
Molecule: messenger RNA, 6042 nt
Organism: Falco peregrinus (peregrine falcon)
Lineage: Eukaryota; Metazoa; Chordata; Aves; Falconiformes; Falconidae
Gene: PAPLN
Product: papilin, proteoglycan like sulfated glycoprotein
Exons: 30
Coding region: 318-4430 (1370 amino acids)
Biological process (GO): extracellular matrix organization
Cellular component (GO): extracellular matrix
Molecular function (GO): serine-type endopeptidase inhibitor activity; metalloendopeptidase activity
Source: RefSeq, a predicted model, not a curated record